Messenger RNA from Penicillium daleae, 1293 nucleotides. RefSeq names its product cation diffusion facilitator family transporter. Gene Ontology annotation, biological process: zinc ion transmembrane transport; intracellular zinc ion homeostasis. The coding region runs from base 1 to 1293 and encodes 430 amino acids. Gene Ontology annotation, molecular function: zinc ion transmembrane transporter activity. Lineage: Eukaryota; Fungi; Ascomycota; Eurotiomycetes; Eurotiales; Aspergillaceae. The record is from RefSeq and is a predicted model, not a curated record. The transcript is spliced from 9 exons. Gene Ontology annotation, cellular component: membrane.
AUGGCGUUGAAAAUCUCGCGCAUCCAGCGACUGAGUGCCGUCAUCGGCAUCUCGUUCUGUUUCUUCCUUGCUGAAAUUUCAGUUGGUUUUUACACGCAUUCACUAGCCUUGGUAGCAGAUGCUUUCCAUUAUCUGAAUGAUCUAGUUGGCUUCAUCAUCGCCCUUGUUGCUGCCAUCGUUGCCGAGAGAACAGAUCCUCCGAAGGCACUUACGUUUGGCUGGCAAAGAAUCCAGCUGCUGGGUGCCUUUUUCAAUGGAGUCCUACUGUUUGGUCUGGGCAUCAGUGUCUUCUUGCAAUCCAUCGAGCGGUUUAUUUCCCUGCAACACGUCGAGAAUCCCAAGCUCGUCUUGGUUAUGGGAUGUGUGGGCUUUGGCCUGAAUCUUAUUAGCGUGCUCUUCCUGCACGACCACGGACACGAUCAUGGCGGUGGUCAUAGCCACGGCCACAACCACGGGCAUGAGCACAGUCACAGCCAUGCCCAUGGCACAGACAGUGGCGAGGGCUCCGCACCUGAAGCCUCUACAGACACAGAUCCAGACGCAGUCAGGCUAAUGGACGGAAAGCACAUCCAUCACAAACACCUCGUCAACGCUCAGAACGUCUCCCACAAACCGCACCGGGACCUCGCCAUGAUGGGCGUCCUCAUCCACGUCAUCGGCGACUGCGCGAACAACCUCGGCGUCAUCAUCGCCGCAGCAGUAAUCUGGUUCGCCAACUACGGCGGUAGAUUCUACGCCGAUCCAGCCGUGAGCAUGGGCAUCGCCAUCAUGAUCUUUGCCUCCUCCAUCCCGCUCAUCAAACACUCCGGCCUCAUCCUCCUCCAAAGUGCCCCGCAAGGCGUCGACCACGACGACGUCAAACACGACCUAGAACAAGUCCUCGGCGUCCUAGCCGUGCACGAGCUGCACAUCUGGCGACUGAACCAGACCAAAUCGCUUGCCUCUGCGCACGUCGUUCUCGACGGCGACAUCGUCGCCGAUUUCGACAGUCUGGCCAAGACGAUUCGGGAGUGCUUCCAUGCCUAUGGUAUUCAUUCUGUGACGCUGCAGCCGGAAAUUCAUACUAGUCGGCAAGUAUCGACGGGCCAAUCAACGCAUAGCUCUGCGGUGGAUACGGGUGUCGGGGAGGGAGAACGUGCUGCUAAGAGGCGGUUUGUGUCUGGAUUUGACCUGUUGUCGUUGAGGGGGGAGAUACCCGUGCUCGUGUUUGGAGAAAAGUACAUAGAGUGUAUGUUGUCGGAGGCAGGGUGUGCCAAGUGUAUGAAUACGAAGAGAGUGAUUGACUACGAUUGA